GAGUGGGAGGAUGGAGACAUGGAGUUAGGAGUGUUAGGAAGUUAGACACAAGUAUAAUACAGUAUUAGGUUUGGUUGUGUUUAGAUCCCCCCAACCUGGACACGGCACAAGGGCGGCCUCAAAUCGUGAAAUGCAAAUCGUAGACAGCGUCCAUUGUACCUGGACAUCUCAUUCUCAAAUGCUGCGCCUUUUUCCUUUUAUUAAGAUUCCAACUCACUUCCAUUGCAGAUUUGCUGCUUCUGCGACAAUGUCGACUCUUUCCCCUGAUAUCGCUCAACCCCCACUUCAGGUUGCAAAGCGCUUAGAGAAGUUUAAAACCACCAUUUUCACCCAGAUGAGCCAGCUAGCUAUUAAACAUGGAGCAAUUAACCUUGGCCAAGGAUUUCCCAAUUUUGAUGGACCUGAGUUUGUGAAAGCAGCUGCUAUUCAAGCCAUUAAUGAUGGUAAAAACCAGUAUGCUCGCGGCUACGGAGUUCCUGACCUCAAUUUUGCUGUGGCUGAGAGGUUUAAGAAAGACACAGGACUUUCAGUUGAUCCGGAAAAGGAAGUUACUGUCACCUCAGGUUGCACAGAAGCCAUUGCUGCAACCAUGUUGGGUUUGAUAAAUCCUGGCGACGAGGUCAUCCUCUUUGCCCCAUUCUAUGAUUCCUACGAGGCUACUCUCUCUAUGGCUGGUGCCAAAGUAAAAGGCAUCACCUUGCGGCCACCAGAGUUUGCACUACCUCUUGAUGAGCUCAAGUCUGCAAUUUCAAAGAACACCCGAGCAAUCCUCUUAAACACUCCUCAUAACCCAACUGGAAAGAUGUUCACUCGGGAGGAGCUUGAUGUCAUUGCAUCUCUGUGCAUUGAAAAUGAUGUCUUGGUAUUUUCUGACGAGGUUUAUGACAAGUUAUCAUUUGAAAUGGAUCACAUCUCCAUAGCCUCUCUUCCUGGCAUGUAUGAGCGCACCGUGACAAUGAAUUCUCUUGGAAAGACAUUCUCUCUAACAGGUUGGAAGAUUGGAUGGGCCAUAGCACCUCCACAUUUGACAUGGGGAGUGAGGCAAGCACACUCAUACCUCACAUUUGCUACUUCGACCCCAAUGCAGUAUGCCGCAGCUACUGCUCUGAGAGCACCGGAAUCUUAUUUUGAAGAGUUAAAGAAGGAUUAUAAGGUCAAAAAGGGGAUUUUGGUGGAAGGCCUACAAGAAGCUGGUUUUAAGGUAUUUCCAUCAAGUGGGACCUACUUUGUGAUUGUAGAUCACACCCCUUUUGGUCAGAAAGAUGAUGUUGCGUUCUGUGAGUAUCUGAUCAAGGAAGUUGGGGUGGUGGCGAUCCCAACAAGUGUAUUCUACCUGAACCCUGAGGAGGGCAAGAACCUUGUCAGAUUUACCUUCUGCAAAGAUGAAGACACCUUGAGGGCUGCUGUUCAGCGAAUGAAGGAAAAGCUUAUAAGGUAAUAGUUUUCUAAAACAGUAGGGGAGCGGGGAGGUUAUUAGUUAAAUGAUAUUUGUUGUGAUUUGUGAACUUCAGAUUGUUGAAAGGUUAAGAGAAAAUUAUAUUAAUCUUGCCUUGGCGUUGGCUGGAAUAAUUAUGAUAAUAAUGCUUUGUUUUUACCAAGUGAGGACUCCUGAGCACACUUUGGAAAGUGGUGGUUUAAUAAUG
Molecule: messenger RNA, 1643 nt
Organism: Chenopodium quinoa (quinoa)
Lineage: Eukaryota; Viridiplantae; Streptophyta; Magnoliopsida; Caryophyllales; Amaranthaceae
Product: probable N-succinyldiaminopimelate aminotransferase DapC
Exons: 2
Coding region: 131-1438 (435 amino acids)
Biological process (GO): biosynthetic process
Cellular component (GO): cytoplasm
Molecular function (GO): L-kynurenine:2-oxoglutarate transaminase activity; pyridoxal phosphate binding
Source: RefSeq, a predicted model, not a curated record